GACCAAGUGUUUUUUCGGCUAUAAAACCCCAUUACACCACCCUUGCUCAACUCGUGCCGUUCUCUUCUUACUAAGACAAUCACCCCAGAGUGGAGAAGAGAACCUUAACGAACCAACCCCAUACCCAUUCAUUCGUUUCUUUCUACCUCGACAAGAGAAAUGGCAUCCCAUAUCGUCGGAUACCCCCGUAUGGGCCCCAAGAGAGAGCUCAAGUUUGCUUUGGAAUCAUUCUGGGAUGGUAAGAGCAGUGCAGAGGAUUUGAAAAAGGUUGCUGCUGAUCUCAGGGCAUCCAUCUGGAAGCAGAUGGCUGCUGAUGGUAUCAAGUACAUUCCCAGCAACACCUUCAGUUGCUACGAUCAUGUUCUUGACACCACCGCACUCCUCGGUGCUGUUCCAUCAAGAUACGGCUGGAACGGUGGAGAAAUUGAGUUCAGUACCUAUUUCUCCAUGGCCAGAGGAAACGCCUCUGUUCCCGCUAUGGAGAUGACCAAGUGGUUUGACACCAACUACCAUUUCAUUGUCCCUGAAUUGGGCCCUGAUGUCAAAUUCUCCUACGCUUCCCACAAGGCCGUAGAAGAAUACAAGGAAGCUAAGGCGCUUGGAGUGGACACUGUUCCCGUCCUUGUUGGCCCUGUGUCAUACUUGUUGCUGUCCAAGCCUGCAAAGGGUGUUGAGAAGAGCUUCUCUCCUCUCUCUCUUCUUGGCAAAAUCCUCCCCAUCUACAAGGAAGUCAUUUCUGAGCUUAAGGCAGCUGGUGCUACCACUAUUCAGUUUGAUGAGCCCACACUUGUGAAGGAUCUUGAAUCUCACAAGUUGAAUGCAUUCACUGAAGCCUAUGCUGAACUCGAAUCAACUGUAGCUGGUUUGGAUGUGAUUGUUGUGAGCUACUUCGCUGAUCUUCCUGCUGAGGCAUACAAGACCCUUAUCUCAUUGAAGGGAGUCACCGGAUAUGGAUUUGACUUGGUUCGUGGAGCUAAGACCCUUGAGUUGAUUAAGGGUGAAUUCCCCAAGGGCAAAUACCUUUUUGCUGGAGUGGUUGAUGGAAGGAACAUCUGGGCUAAUGAUUUGGCCGCUUCUCUUACCACAUUGGAGGCACUUGAGAGCAUUGUUGGCAAAGAUAAACUUGUUGUCUCCACCUCUUGCUCGCUUCUUCACACUGCCGUUGACCUAGUCAAUGAGACCAAGCUGGAUGCAGAAAUCAAGUCUUGGUUAGCUUUUGCUGCUCAAAAGGUUGUUGAAGUAAAUGCCUUGGCCAAGGCUUUGGCUGGUCACAAGGAUGAGGCAUUUUUCUCCGCCAAUGCUGCAGCUCAGGCUUCACGAAAAUCUUCCCCAAGGGUCAACAAUGAGGCUGUCCAAAAGGCUGCUGCUGCUUUGAAGAAUUCUGAACACCGCCGAGCAACUAAUGUGAGUGCCAGACUUGAUGCUCAACAGAAGAAGCUCAACCUUCCAAUCCUUCCAACUACCACCAUUGGGUCUUUCCCCCAGACUGUUGAACUAAGAAGGGUGCGCCGUGAAUACAAGGCCAAGAAGAUAUCCGAGGAGGAAUAUGUUACCGCCAUCAAGGAGGAGAUCAACAAGGUCGUCAAGCUCCAGGAGGAACUUGAUAUCGAUGUCUUGGUUCACGGUGAACCAGAGAGGAACGAUAUGGUUGAGUACUUCGGAGAACAAUUGUCAGGAUUUGCCUUUACCGUCAACGGUUGGGUGCAAUCAUAUGGAUCUCGUUGUGUGAAGCCCCCAAUCAUCUACGGUGAUGUUAGCCGCCCCAACCCAAUGACCGUCUUCUGGUCCUCAACCGCACAGAGCAUGACCAAGCGACCAAUGAAGGGUAUGCUUACAGGCCCAGUCACCAUUCUUAACUGGUCCUUUGUCCGUAAUGACCAGCCAAGAUUUGAAACUUGCUACCAGAUUGCUUUGGCUAUCAAGGAUGAAGUGGAGGAUCUUGAGAAGGCUGGAAUCAAUGUCAUCCAAAUUGAUGAGGCUGCUUUGAGAGAAGGUUUGCCUCUUAGGAAGUCUGAGGAAGCUUUCUACUUGGACUGGGCUGUCCACUCCUUCAGAAUCACCAACAGCGGUGUCCAGGACACUACCCAGAUCCACACUCACAUGUGCUACUCCAACUUCAACGACAUCAUCCACUCCAUCAUCGACAUGGAUGCUGACGUGAUCACCAUCGAGAACUCACGUUCUGAUGAGAAGCUUCUGUCUGUCUUCCGCGAGGGAGUGAAGUACGGUGCUGGCAUUGGCCCUGGUGUCUACGACAUCCACUCUCCUAGAAUCCCAUCAACUGAGGAGAUUGCUGACAGGAUCAACAAGAUGCUUGCCGUGCUCGAGACCAACAUCUUGUGGGUUAACCCCGACUGUGGUCUUAAGACUCGUAAGUACACAGAGGUCAAGCCAGCACUCAAGAACAUGGUCGACGCCGCCAAGCUCCUCCGCACCCAGCUUGCCAGCACCAAGUGAGUGGUUUGAAAAAGGUUGGCCGUUGGAUUGGAAGAAGAGGAAAAAAGAACAAGAAAAGUUUCUUUAUUUGUUCCAAUAAUUGUGUGACUCAAAUACUUAGUAGGCUUAAAAAUGCUCUUGUGAGCAAUUUAUUUUCAUUUCAAUUUUUUUUUUUUGUGUUUUUAAUAUUUGGCAUUUUUGAGGCCCUGUCUCCUAUCCUUUUCAAAGGCAUCAAACUGCUUAAAUGUAUUUGGAGAAAAGAAAAAUAUCAUUGCGAGUUUGUGCAUUC
Humulus lupulus (European hop) is the source of this 2725-nucleotide messenger RNA. Its product is annotated as 5-methyltetrahydropteroyltriglutamate--homocysteine methyltransferase 1-like. NCBI's taxonomy places the organism in Eukaryota, Viridiplantae, Streptophyta, Magnoliopsida, Rosales, Cannabaceae. The coding region runs from base 160 to 2457 and encodes 765 amino acids. Gene Ontology annotation, molecular function: 5-methyltetrahydropteroyltriglutamate-homocysteine S-methyltransferase activity; zinc ion binding. The record is from RefSeq and is a predicted model, not a curated record. The transcript is spliced from 12 exons.